Gadus chalcogrammus (walleye pollock) is the source of this 8795-nucleotide messenger RNA. RefSeq names its product obscurin like cytoskeletal adaptor 1a (gene obsl1a). NCBI's taxonomy places the organism in Eukaryota, Metazoa, Chordata, Actinopteri, Gadiformes, Gadidae. The transcript is spliced from 25 exons. The record is from RefSeq and is a predicted model, not a curated record. Gene Ontology annotation, molecular function: protein binding. Bases 68 to 6877 code for a protein of 2269 amino acids.
CUCUCUAACACCCACUCUUCGUCCUCCUCGGUUCGGGGACAAUGACAUUAUAAGGACAUGGAUACGCAUGGACAGAGCAUUCGUCAUUGCUCCACACAGAAGAUCCCAAAAACGAUCUGAACGACUUCAGCCACAACAGUGCCUUUCUUUAUGUCCUCCAUUAGCAGACACUGAGACCCUACCCAUCAUGGACAUUUUUGGAGGAGCCCCCCGUGUCCUGGGCUACCCCCGUCCCGUGGUAGUGCAGUGCGGCAUCAACGCUACCCUUAAGUGCCAGAUUGGCGGAGACCCACGACCCGACGUGGUGUGGGAGCGUAAGAACGUCCAGAUCCUGUCCGAGGGACGCUACCAGAUCUCGGAGGAUGGGAAAGCCUACUUGCUCACCAUCUGCGCAGUGACUCCGCAGGACGCCGGUCAGUACACCUGCAAGGCCAGGAACAGUGUGGGUGAGACCUACGCAGCCGCGUCCCUCAAGGUGGAAGGAGCGGUCACUCCACAGCAGGAUGGGUCCACACAGGCGGGGGUACACAAUGGCACAAAGCCGUCGGGGAACCUUGAAGACGGGGAAUCAGGGGGACAGCUCAAUGGCUACAUCAACGGACAACAAACCACGGCGGGGAACCUGAGUAGUACGGAGUCCAGAGUGCAGUUGAAUAGAGAAUGUGUGAAGAAUCCAAGCGCCAAGGUCGUGGACAAGCCAAUUCCCCAGGAGGAAGACUACGGACGCGUGGGCCUACCUGCAGAUGACGCGGCGCACUUCCUCAUCAAGCCCAUCUCGUUGCGCGUGGACCGGGGGGAGGACGCAGCCUUCUCCUGCAAGCUGUGGGGGACGCCGCUGCCCAAGGUGGUCUGGGAGAAGGACGGCAAGAAGCUUAACGACAUCUUUGAGAGCGCCCACUACAGCGUCAGCAUCCAGGAUGGCAACUGGUUCCAGCUCAAGAUCUUCCGCACGUGCUUGCCCGACAAGGGCGUGUACACGUGCCGCGCCGCCAACUGCCACGGCCAGGCCUUGGCAGGCGCCGUCCUGUUGGUGGAGGCGGUCCCAGAGCGAGGGGAAAGCAAGAAGUCAUCGGGCAAGCAGUGGUCUCCGAAGCAGGGGCGCGGCGGGCGACACAACCUGCUGAGGUACGCCGAGGAACCGUCGGAGAACGCCCCCAAGGUCAAGAAGUUUGCGGUCUCUGAGGGGAAGCACGCCAAGUUCCGGUGCUUUGUGACCGGGAAGCCAAAGCCCGAGAUCAUCUGGAAGAAAGACGGAGUGCCUCUAGAUGCCGGGAGGCGUCAUUACAUCUUUGAGGACAGAGAGGGCUACUACACUCUGAAGGUGCUGUACAGUAAGGUUCAGGACUCUGGGCUUUACGUUUGCGCCGCGUCAAACGCAUUGGGGAAUACGCUCAGUGCUGUUCAGCUGUCCGUCAAAGGUCCGGCGGUGCGCUUUAAGCAGUCGCUGACAGACGUGGAGGUGAGCGAGAGGGGCGUGGCCGUGCUGGAGUGCGACGUGCCAGACGAGGUCAUGUCGGCGGCAUGGUACCUGGAGGACAAGCGACUUGCGGCCAGCAGUAAAUACGGCAUGGAGCAGAAGGGGACGCGGCGCCGGCUCACCAUCCGCGACGUGGGGGCGGACGACGACGGGGUGUACCUCUGUGAGAUGCCCGACGGUGGGAAGAGCAUCGCCGAGCUCACGGUGAAAGGGACAAUUGUGCGCAAACUCCCCCGCAAGCUGGAGGUGCUGGAGGGGGAGAACGCAGCGUUCUGCGUUGAGGUGGAGGCGGACGACCUGGAGGUCCACUGGUUCAAGGACAGCCUGAAGCUCCGCGAGACACACCAAACCAUCCUCAAGUCCUUCAACCAAACCCACGUCCUUGUGUUCAUCAACGUGGCCCACCAGGACACCGGGGUCGUGACCUUUGUGACGGGGCGAUCAAAGACAUCCUGCCGUCUCAAAGUGAAAGCUGCCCGGCACAGCCCCCCGAUCUGCCCUGUGGGGGUCCAGAUGGACGUGGAGUACCCCAACGGGGUGCUGCUCUCCUGGGUCCCUGUGUCCCCCUCCACUACUGCCACCACCCGCUCAAUCUUCGUGGUGGAGAGGCAGGAGGCCGGCUCCCAGGAGUGGAGCAAGUGCUUCACCUCCGAGACGGCCACCCAGGCGGAGGUGACAGGGGACAGCGUGCCCGUCGAGGGGAACUACCGCUUCCGUGUCUGCUGCAUCAACAAGUAUGGCCGCAGCGGCCAUGUUGAGUUCCCCAACGUUGUCCAUCUGGUUCCUGGGCCCAAGAUUCGCCAGCGGCUGCAGGACUGCGAGGUGGCAGAAGGAGAGGAGGCUCGCUUCUCCCUAGAGCUGUCGGCCUCCCUCCCCGGCACAUGGUUCCUCAACAGCACCCAGCUGCAGCAGGGCGGGCGGUACGCCGUCCAGCAGGCCCAGGGCCAGCACUCGCUGGUCAUCGGAGAGACCCGCAUGGCCGACAAUGCGGCCGAGGUCACCUUUAUCGCCAACGGAAUACGGGACUUGGCCGUUCUCAAGGUCCAAACUGCCGAGGUGAAGUUCAGCCCCCAGUCAGAGCGGGACAGAAAGAAGACGGUGGCAUCCGGAGACGCCAUCGUCCUGUACUGCGAGGUGUCCCAUGCCUUCGCCCACGUCAGCUGGUUCAAAGACGGGGCGGAGCUUCAGGCCAACGGCGGCCUCACAGUCCAAUCAGAGAGGAACAUGAGGAGGAUCGUCGUCCAAUCUGCCGAGGCGUCCGACUCUGGCGUUUACACCUGCAAGGCCGCGGGGGAUGUUGUUCAAUUCAACGUGCAGGUGGCAGGUCCGCCGGUGGAGUUCAGUCCCGUCCCAGAGGAAGACCUUCACAGGAGCUCCAUGGAGCUAGACCCGGUGGUGCUCCACUGCCAGGUCUCCAAUGCUGAUGCCGCCGUCGUGUGGCUGAAGGACGGCCGUGAGAUCCAGCCCAGUGAUAACUUCACCCUGCAGGCGGAGGGCGGUCUGCGGAGGCUGAUCAUCCGCUCGGCCGAGGUGGCCGACGCCGGCGCCUACACCUGCCACUGUGGCGACCGCAGCGUGGAGUUUGACGUCAACGUGAGAGAGCCCCCGGUGAUGAUCGUGGAGCCACGGGACGACGUGGUAAUGGACUGCCACACUGGCGACAAGGUCCUGCUGCAAUGCGAGCUGUCGCGUUCGACAGGCACGGUGCGCUGGUACAAGGACGGCGCGCUGGUGGAGCAGGACAGCAACGUGCGGCUGGCUAGCGAGGGGCCGUACCGCCGGCUCAGCGUCCUGCACGCCGCACCCGGGGACUCGGGGGAGUAUGUCUGCGACACGGACGGGGACUCCGUCUUCUUCCAGCUCACAGUCGCAGAGGCCCCGGUCCGGAUCGUGUCCCCCGAGGCCUCGGAGGUGGAGCUGACCCUGCGGCCGGCGGAGCGGCUGGAGCUGUCCUGCCAGCUGUCCCGGCUGAAUGCCCCUGUGCGCUGGUACCGGGACGGGCUGGAGGUGGAGGAGGGCCCCGGCCUGCUGCUGGAGGCAGACGGGGCCCGGCGGAGCCUGGUGGUCCCGGCCGUCUCCGGGGGCGACGGCGGGGAGUACGUGUGCGACACCCAGGAUGACUGCGUGGCCUUCCUGGUCACCGUCGCAGAGCCGCCGGUGAAGCUGGCUUCUCCCAGGGGGGGCUCUGGCGAGAGGCUGGAGGGCGUCUCCGGGGAGCCACUGGUCCUGGAGGUCCAGGUGUCCCGCCCCGGUGCCGUGGUCCGCUGGCUGCUGGACGGACUGGAGAUCCAUGAGAGCGCCAACGUCACCAUCACUGAGGAUAGGCUGAUCCGUCGCCUGACACUCCUCUCCCCAGCCCCGGGGGAUUCUGGGAAAUACACCUGCGACGCCGUCGACGACGUGAGGGACUUCCCGGUCAACAUUACAGAGGCCCCGGUGGGGAUCCUGAAGAAGGCGGAGAUGAAGCGGGAGCUGAGGUUCACCGUCUCCGACGACAUGGAGCUGGAAUGCGAGCUCUCGCGGGCCGACGCCGUCACCAGCUGGUACAAAGAUGGCCGCCGCGUGGAGGACGACGAGCGCUUCUGCCAGGAGGAGGAAGGGGCCUUCCGCUCGCUGGUGAUCCUCUGCGCAGAGCUGGACGACGGCGGGGAGUACGUCCUGGACGUUGUCGACGACACCGUCACCUUCCUGGUGACCGUGGAGGAGCCGCGGGUCUCCAUCGUGGGGAACUCGGACGUGGCCGACUACCAGGAGAUGGUCUCCGGGGAGGACCUGAUCCUGGCCUGCGAGGUGUCCCGGGCCAAUGCGCCCGUCCAGUGGUACUGCAACGAGCGGCGGCUGACCGGCGACGACCACACCAUCAUCCAGACCUCCGGCACGCUGCGCAAGAUCAUCGUCUCCAACGUCCAGGCGGCUGACUCCGGGAAGUACGUGUGCGACGCCGUGGACGACAAGAUGGUCAGCAUCGUGCGGAUCCAAGAGCCUCCGGUCACCUUCGUGGACAAGAAGGAAGAUAUGGUGUUGACGGGCUACGAGGCCGAAAGCGUCUCCCUGACCGGGGUGGUCUCAAAGGAGACAGCCGCGGUGCGCUGGCUCCGGGACUGGACCAGCGUCGAGGGCGAGCGCUUCCACCACGCUGUGGACGGGAACACACGGACGCUGACCAUCGAACCGCUGCGGCGCUCGGACGCCGGGGAGUACACCUGCGACGUUGGCUUGGACCAGAUCCACUUCAGCCUAUUGGUCAAAGGAAUGAGGAUCAAGUUCCUGACACCGCUGCGAGAUACGGUGGCGCAUGCUGACGGCAUGAUCACCCUGCGCUGCGAGGUGUGCCGGCCCAAGGCCGACGUCCAGUGGCUAAGGAACGGCGGGGAGGUGGUGCCGGGCCGGCGGUUUUCCGUGCGGGCCGACGGGGUGGAGCGCAGCCUGACCAUCCACCGGCUCACCGCCGAGGACGCCGGGGAGUACGUCUGCGAGUCCCUGGACGACCGCACCGUCGCCACGCUCACCGUGGAAAUGCCGCGGGUGGUGGAGUUCCUCACGGAGCUCCACAACACCACAGUGCUGGAGGGCGAGGACGCCACCUUCAAGUGCGUGGUGUCCCCCGAGGACGUGCAGCUGGUCUGGCUCAUGGACAACGAGGCCAUCGCCGCCGGCGACCGCUUCCAGGCCAGCAGCAACGGCCUUUGCCACACCCUGGUGAUCAAGAAGUGCCAGAUCCUGGACAACUCGCGCAUCACGGCGGAGGCAGAGGGUGUGAUGAGCAGGUCCAGCCUCAAAGUGCAGGAAGCCCAGGUGAUGUUCACCAGGCGGAUGGAGGCCGUGAUGGGGGAGGAGUUUGGCGAGGCUGUCCUGGAGACGGAGGUGAGCCUGGACACGGGUGAGGUGCAGUGGAUGCGUCAGGGUGUGGUCAUUCAGCCGGGACCCCGGCACGCGCUGGCGCAAGAUGGAUGCACGCGGCGCCUGACGGUCCGCAACCUGAGCCUGGCGGACCGCGGCACGUACCGCUGCGAGACGCUGCACGACCGCACGCAGGUCAAACUCAACGUGGAGCCUCGUAAGAUCUCCAUGCACAAGGCUCUGGGUGACCAGGAGACGUUUGAGCGGGAGACGGCGUCCUUUGAGGUGGAACUGUCGCAUGCCGACGUGGAGGGGGUGUGGCAGAAGGACGGCAUCCGCGUCAAGCCCAAUAACCAAUGGCGCGUCAGCAGCAACGGGCUGGUGCACGGCCUGACCCUUUCCAACCUGACGCUGGAGGACAGCGGCACCAUCAUGUUCUCAGGGGAGGGUGUCCGCACCUCCGCCCGGCUCACCGUCAAAGAGACGCCGGUGUCAUUGGUGAAGAAGCUGGGAGACGUCCGCGUGGAGGAGGGGUCUCCGGUGCCCCUGGAGUGUGAGUUCUCCAGACAGAACGUGGAGGUCAAGUGGCUCAAGGGCGAGAUGGAUCUGAAGCCAGGGAAAAACUGCCGGAUCUACUCCAUGGGGAGGAAGAGGUACUGCCAGCUGCUGGAAGCCUCGCUGGCCGACGCCGGCACCUACCACUGCGACGCCGGGGACGUCAGCACCUCCUGCUGCCUCGAGGUCUACGAACAUGCUAUGGAGAUCGUCCAGGAGCUGGAGGACCUGUGCGUGGUAGAGGACCAGAACGCGGUCUUCAUGUGCGAAGUGUCCCUGGAGCAGGUGGGUGGCGAGUGGUGGAAGGACGGCCACAAGAUCCGGCCCACCAGCACCGUCAAGACCCGCACCGAAGGGACGAAGCACUUCCUGUUGAUCUGCAAUGUCACCGCGGACGACUCAGGAGAGAUCCGCUUCGUCGCCAAGGACGUGGAGUCCACCGCCUACCUGGAGGUUGAGGAGCUCCCGGUGUCCAUCGUGAAGCCGCUGCGUGACCGCACAGCGCUGGAGAAGCACCGGGUCAUCCUCGAGUGCAUCGUGUCCACGCCGCGCGCAACGGCCGCCUGGUACUGCGGUGGCGUGGCGCUGGAGCCCAGUGAGCGGCUGGAGUUGCUGGCCGACGGCUGCUCGCACCGCCUGGUCAUCAAACAAGUGGCGCUGGGGGACGAGGGCCACUACCGCGUGGAGGUUGGCAAGCACAGCUCCGAGGCCCAGCUUCUGGUGGAAGCCCAGGAGCUGGUGAUGGUGCGGGAGCUGGAGGACGUGGAGGUGAGGGCCCCUGACGCAGCCUGCUUCCGCUGCGAGGUGUCGGUGGCCAUCGACAAGCCGCCAGCCUGGACGCUGAAUGGGGAGGUGCUGCAGUCCGGGCCCCAGGUGCGCGUGGAGAGCCAGGGCACGGUGCACAAGCUCACGCUGAAGCGGACCGACGAGGACAUGAGCGGCGCGGUGCGGUUCACCACCGGGAAGGCCCGCAGUAGCGCCACUCUGAAGGUCUGCCCGGAGUAGUGCCCGCCCUGAGGGUCCGCCCGGAGUAGCGCCACCCUGAGGGUCCGCCUGUAGUAGGGCCACCCUGAGGGUUUGCCCGGAGUAGUGUCACCCUGAGGGACGGCCGGAGUAGUGCCACCCUGAGGGUCCGCCCGGAGUAGUGCCACCCUGAGGGACGGCCGGAGUAGUGCCACCCUGAGGGUCCGCCCAGAGUAGCAGCGGGGACACACUGGGGGAAAUUGAAAGUGAAAAAGGACUUGUGGAUGACGUGAAAAAGUGGAGGGGUGGUUGUGUGCUGGUUGUUGUGGCUAGGAAGGAAUGCCCAUAUGACCUUUAAACUGGUUAUUAUUCAAGAAAAACAGGUAAAAAGACAUAGGUUUGAAGGUUUGGAUUAAAUGAAAUACGAUCUGAAUGUGAAAUGUGAAAUACCAUGAGAGGUUUGUUUUAAGUUAAACACCAUCUGAACGAUAAACCUUAAAAUACUUUAAAUUAUUAUUUUCGGCCAUUUAAAAUGUUUCGAGCUGCGUUUUCUGUAUGUUCUUGUGUUUUAUUUAUUAGGGUUGAAAAAUAAAAUCGAUAAAAAAAUAUAUAUUCAUAUUCAAUUACAUGUGAGUGAUGCUGUUUUUUGGAAAGGUUAUUAGGGAUUUUGUCAAAAUGGAUGUUUGUUAAAAUCUAAUUUAACAAAUUCAGGCUGCUGUCGGGGUCGUGGAAAAUUGCUUUUCAAUAACCUAGUGCGACCAAACGUGAGCACUACGAUUUUGUGCACAGUAGAUUCCACCAAUGACACUCUUUGAUCACUUUAGUACAUUGUGUAUAACUGAAACUUUGAAGAGUGAGAAAGUAGUAGCAAACGGGGAAUUCAGAAUUGAAAAAGCAUUAUUCCUACACAAAUUAGUAAGCAAUUCACAAACAGUUAUAUAUUAUAAACAAAAUAAUGACAACAGUUUACAAUAUCAUUUAUGAAGCAUAAGUUGCUUAUUAACAAUCUGUACGUGUUAAUGCUUUAUAAACACUUAAUGCUUAAAUUCAUGAUUAGCUACUACUAACUAAUAAACCAAUAGUUAAGUCCUUUGUCUGAGCUCAUCUAAAGGGGGGUUACUUUCUACUUACUACUACUUUCUACUUGGUACCGCUGCAAUCGUAGCCUAUUAGAGGCAGUUUUAGCCUUUAAAUGCAGUUUCUAAAUGCUUAGAAAGCCAUCGACCCAGCUAACACACGACCAUACGGCAACGUUGCCUAUACGUUGCCAUUUGGUCAUGGCAACAUUACCUCCUGGCAACGUUGUGGCAACAUCGCCAUGACGUUGCCUACAGGAAGUUGCCAUAAAGUAAACAAAUAACAUUGCCGCGACGUAGUGGUUUGGUAAUUUUGCUAACGUUGCCACUUGGUAGCGUGAGUGACGUUGCCACAACGUAGUGGUGUGGUCAUUUGCUAACGUUGCCACUUGGUACUGUUAAUAACGUUGCCGCGACGUAGUGGUGUGGUCAUUUGCUAACGUUGCCACUUGGUAGCGUGAGUGACGUUGCCGCGACGUAGUGGUGUGGUCAUUUGCUAACGUUGCCACUUGGUAGCGUGAGUGACGUUGCCACAACGUAGUGGUGUGGUAAUUUGUUAACGUUGCCGCUUGGUACUGUUAAUAACGUUGUUGCGACGUAGUGGUGUGGUCAUUUGCUAACGUUGCCACUUGGUAAUGCAAGUAAUGUCACGGCUACGUAGUGGUGUGGUCAUUUACUUACCGUGAUAUCAAACUUCAGAAUUACACUGGCUGUUUGUGUCCAACACAAAUAUUAGGUUAAAUCAGAAAAUGUCACCACUUUUAUUGUUUAUUUACUACUUAGUGAUGACUCAAUUCCCACAACAAAUAUUUGUGCUCAACUAUGUUGACCAUCCAGAACUACAUAACAAUUCUCAUUUCCACAAACUCUGACCCUGUUGAAAA